Homalodisca vitripennis (glassy-winged sharpshooter) is the source of this 1630-nucleotide messenger RNA. RefSeq lists its product as uncharacterized. NCBI's taxonomy places the organism in Eukaryota, Metazoa, Arthropoda, Insecta, Hemiptera, Cicadellidae. The coding region runs from base 40 to 1206 and encodes 388 amino acids. The transcript is spliced from 2 exons. The record is from RefSeq and is a predicted model, not a curated record.
AACAGGAAAUAUUUGCCCUGUGAACUGUCAAUAGCAAAAAUGCACGAAGAAUUAAUGAAAGAUCACGAAGCAGAAGAAAACUUUCAUUGUUCAUACGACUUGUAUCGAAAUGUAAUAUCAGAAAUGAACAUUUCCUUUGCAAAAUUGGGCCACGAGGAAUGCGAAAGAUGUGAAAAGUACAAUCUACACAAACAAGAUCAUGGCCAAAUCGAUGAACUUUUGUGUCCGGAAUGCAAUGAAUGGAAAGAUCAUAAAAAGAAAUAUACUGAAGCCCGAGAAGCAUAUGAAAAAUCAAUUGAUAAAGACAAUUUAGAUAGUUAUAGGCCUUCUGGUACAGUUGUCUACACAAUGGACUUGCAGAAAGUAAUAAUGUUGCCUCACAUUGAACAGUUCAAAGAAGCAGUGUUUUCUCGUAGAAUUGUCCUUUUCAAUGAAUCAUUUGUGCCUGUUGGAGAAAAACCAACCAUGGAUCCUUUUGCAUGCAUCUGGCAUGAGGGAAUUUCCGGUAGGAAAAAGGAGGACAUUGCGAGUGCAUUAAAUUCUUUUAUCAUGCACAAAAGAGAUGCAAAAAAAAUACACAUUUGGAUGGACAAUUGUGCAGCCCAGAACAAAAAUUGGGCUUUGUUUUCCUACCUGACAGGAUUGGUAAAUUCAAAUGAUAUUGAAGCUAAUGAGAUUGUUUUAAACUAUCUAGAGACAGGACAUACAUUUAUGUCUGCAGACCAUUUCCAUCACCAAGUUAAUAAACAGAUAAAGUCAAAAGGAAAAAUGUAUGAUUUUGAAGACUUCAAAGAUGCUGUCAAAGCUAGUAACUCUGGAAAGGUUACUGUAAAGAGCAUGGAGCAUCAGGACUUUUUCACAGAAUUUAACUAUUCUUCACAGUAUAAAAUUAUGCAUAAAGUUCCUCGUCCAUAUCUUAGUGAAAUGGUACAUGUUCUUUUCCAAAGAGGAUCUUUUGACAUGUUCUACAGAAAAUCAUUCAGUGGGGAAGUCUUUCAAUUGUCCUUUUUAAAAGCAGGAUUUACGAAGAAGAGAGAAGUUCCAAAACCAAAUACAAGAACCAGCCCCAGAGGUGUGAACAAAGAAAAGAAACAAGACAUUAUUAAAACACUUGUGCCUUUGAUGCCUCCCAACAGACAUGGCUUUUGGGUUGAUCUAGCAGUGAGUGAGGAGCCUGAUCUAAUCACAGAACAUGACAUUGACUGAGUUGUAUAGACAAUAUUCAUGUAAAUUUAUAAAAAUGUUUGUAACUUUGUCAUCAUAGUAAUUAGAAGUCUCAUUUUAUCAUUAAAACUAACACUAGAUAAAUAUUAUGUGACUUGUUACUGUGUUUAGCCCUACAAUCAUGCUGUUGAAAUCGCAUAGAACAAGAAGCCAAAAAACCGUAUGUGGCAGAUACGCUUUUUUGGCUUAGAAUCGCUUAAGGUACACUUAUGUAACUACAAGUAUUUAAAUGAUAAAUGAAUUUUUUUACUUCAUAAACUAUAUUUUUAGAUUCUGGAUACAAUAUUACAAAUUGCCUCAAAAAACCAGAACUUAAUAUUUAAAUCUACUGCUUGGCAAUGAGCAAAAGAGUAAAGUCAGCCUAGCUCAAAAUAGGCCAGAUGUCAGAUACCCUUUUCUUCCUUAG